CCUCAGGAUCUCGAGCCGGUCGACACGUGAAGCACUCGAGAGUGCUUUCAAUGUUCAAAUCUACAAUCGCUCACUUAUUACAGAUUUCGUUCCGUCAAUUAAGAUUACAUGGAGCAAAAUGCAGUGAAAACAGAAUUGCUCUUAUUUUUUCUUACAAAAGUGACAAAGAAUGGGAAUACAGAAGUUAAAAUUAUGAACAACAGCAUAAACAUCUCGUCAACAGAAGCGUACGCAGCUACAUCGAAAAGAUCUCUCAUUAUCGAAGAACAGGACGCAAUUGUGACACUAGUGAUCGUUGUGAUUGGUAUCAUAAUUGCUAUCGUGGUGCUAUUCUCGAUGGGUAUCUUCAUAGACUGCAAACAUCAAAAGGAUUCCAUGAGAAAAAGAAGAUUAAGGUUGAAAAUGCCGCCGCUAUCACGAAGAAAGCAAAAAGACGAUGUGAAAGCGUUGGCUUCGAAUAUGUAUCCUAAUGAUACCGGAUGCUAGCAAUACCGAUAAUCACAGUGUGUUACAAUUCGUGUUAUGGAAAACUAUGGAAAAAAUCUGAAAUCUACAUUUUUUUAUAAUGAUAUUAAUUAAUAAUUAAUAUUGAAAAGUUAAGAAAAAUAUUACAUAAAAAAUAUAUAGGCUCAUAUUAAUAAAUAAAUUAAACAUUAGGAUAUCGAGCCAACGGCAGAUGUAUUUGCUAUAACAAUUUUCUUUUAUUAACGUUUCGGUCAAGACAGAUUUGAGAAAUUUAAUUUAAGAAAAAUGUUGAAAUAUAUUUCGUUAUUUUUAUAGGAAUAUGUUUAUUGCAUAUCAAGGAUACCGUGCGAUUUUGUGAUAUCUAUUUUGUAGAUAAAAUAAUGAAUUCGGAAUAAUAGACAUUUACGUCAUAUAUAAUUUUUACAAGUAUGUAUGUGAAUUGUUUCGCGUUUUACACAUGUAAAUUAGAAUUGAUUAGGGCUGUAGUACAUUUAUUUUAUGUGACAAACAGUUAAUUUUAAAUAAUGUUUCAUCUGAUUAUUAAUAUUAUUUUAUACGACGUUUUGGCUACGCGAGAUUAACAUAGUUCAUAACAUAUCAGUUAUGUUCUUCUCUUGUUUUUUACGACUUAAUUUAUAAAAGUUACAUUGUAAAACGUAUAUUAUAUAAUUAUAAUAAUUGAAGGGGAUUUAUGAACGACUAUGUAUAAGAAAUUAGAUUAUGCUCGCCUGGAUCUGAUACCAGAAAAUACAUCAUUUAUGUUACGAAUCAAGUUAAGAAAAUUGUUGCUGCUGUGAUUUACAAACCAUUAAAUAUUUAUCUAUAGUUGAAUUAGCAGAAGACAGUCAUGAUCAUGAUUUUGUUAGAUCUGAAUUUGCUCAAGAACAAUGAACUUGUAGUGUUUAAUUCCAAACUUGAGGAUCUGAUGUGUUGUUAACGAUAACUAUGUUAAAGAACUUAAUCAAGAAUUUAAAUGAGUAUCAAGUUACUAUUUUAUAGAUCUACACAUGUAAUUAUAAAAUAUACAUAAAAUUUUGUAACAAUAAGUAACGCAAAUUGCAUGAAAAAUUGUCGAAUAUAUGAAUCAAUCAUCUCAGCUUUCCCUCACAAACAAACAUCUUUAUAUUUUACUUUUUUCGCAAAACUAUUAUUAACCCAUAACCCAUAACCCAUAACUGCGAGAUAUAAAGGUUCAAAGUGCAGAAAAAUUUAUUUUUUAAGACAAAAUUCGGAUUUUUGAAGUGAUCGGAAGUGGUUUAGUAAAGGGUCAUUUUAAAAAUCUCGAGGAAUAAACACUAGGACUUUCUCCAUUUUUUCUGAAAGUACUGAAAGAUCCAGACAUGUAAAUUGACAAUCGUAUCAUUGAGUAUUGAAUCUCUAAUGAUUUCAGUGCGUACUUAGAUUGAAUUGUAUUUUUUACUAACUUAUAAAUAAAAUUAAAAGAAUA
This is a messenger RNA of Linepithema humile (Argentine ant), 1912 nucleotides long. RefSeq lists its product as uncharacterized. NCBI's taxonomy places the organism in Eukaryota, Metazoa, Arthropoda, Insecta, Hymenoptera, Formicidae. The record is from RefSeq and is a predicted model, not a curated record.